AUGCUUCCGGAAAACGAAAUUCAGAGUUUCAGGGUCUUUGUUGCAACAUGGAAUGUAGGAGGAAAAUCUCCAAGCUAUGAUCUCAACCUUCAAGAUUUCUUGCUGGUGGAGGGUUCUGCAGAUAUAUAUAUCUUAGGGUUUCAGGAAAUUGUUCCUCUAAGUGCUGGAAAUGUUCUAGUAAUUGAAGACAAUGAACCAGCAGCAAAGUGGUUAGCAUUGAUAAGUCAAGCACUAAACACACCAAAAAAUGAAUUAAGUGAUUCAUCCGAUUCAGGAACCGGAUCGAGAACAAAGGAAUCAAAAUCACCAGCAAGUCUAAACUUCUUUCAGAAGCCUUCUCUUAAAGCUAUCAGUAGAAACUUCAGGGCAGAAGGAAGCAGCCUCCUUAAGGCAUGCAAUUGUCCUGUGGAAUCUACGUUAAGAGAUCGGCGGAGGAUUAGAAAGUUUAGUGAUCCUAUGAGUAAGUUAGGACCCGUGAUUCCCGGAGCGAGCAGCAUGGAAGAGUUGAUUUCGAUUGCAGAAAUGCCCAAUACUCCUGGCCAAUCUAAAUACUCCCUUAUAUCAAGUAAACAAAUGGUUGGGAUUUUUCUUACCAUAUGGACUAAGAAAGAAUUAGUACCUCACAUUGGUCAUCUUAGAGUAGACUCUGUAGGGAGAGGAAUCAUGGGUUGCUUAGGCAACAAGGGGUGUAUAUCGAUGAGUAUGUCAUUGCAUCAAACAAGCUUUUGUUUCAUAUGUAGUCACUUGGCUUCUGGCGAAAAAGAAGGCGAUGAGGUGAGGAGGAAUUCUGAUGUAGCUGAGAUUCUCAAAGGCAUACAAUUCCCUAGGAUUUGUAAGAAUCCUUGCCGUCGAGCACCAGAAAAGAUAGUCGAUCACGAUCGAAUAAUAUGGCUCGGAGAUUUGAAUUAUAGGGUGGCCUUGAGUUAUGAAGAAACAAGGGUUCUAUUGGAGGAGAAUGAUUGGGACACUUUGUUAGAGAAAGAUCAAUUGAACAUAGAAAAAGAGGCAGGAAGAGUUUUCAGUGGUUUCAAAGAGGGAAGAAUAUUUUUUGCACCAACUUACAAGUAUUCACAAAUUCAGACUCUUAUGCUGGUGAGACUGUUAAGUCAAAGAAGAAACGUCGAACGCCAGCAUGGUAUUGCUUCAUCACCAUGUCACAUGCACAAUUAG
This is a messenger RNA of Vicia faba (fava bean), 1170 nucleotides long. Lineage: Eukaryota; Viridiplantae; Streptophyta; Magnoliopsida; Fabales; Fabaceae. The record is from the annotation of a GenBank genome assembly.